AUGGAGAAGUUCCAAAAGCGGUUAGGUGUCUCUUCUAGUUCAGUUCGAGAGGGAGAAGAUAGGAUAAGCUUAUUACCUGAACAGUUGUUAUGUCACAUACUCGGCUUUCUCACCACCGAAGAAGCUGUUUGGACAAGUGUUUUGUCUUCUCCAUGGAGUCAUCUCUGGAAAUCGGUUCCCAGAUUAGAGCUAGACAGCUCUUCUUUCGCUAGCGACAGAGUCUGCGUCGAUUUCAUCGACGAGUUUCUUGCUUUCCAAGGCAAGCCCUACUACUUGCGUGAGUUCAAGCUAACCAUUGACCACGACGUCUUCCACAGCGACGUCUCUCUUUACGAGCCGUGUCUCGGUAGAGUGGAUAUGCGGAAGAUGGAACGUUACCAAGUGGAGAAUCGAUUCGAACAACUCAGCGUCGACAACAUCGCGACGCCGCCCUUGACGCUCUCCGCGUGCGAGGCCUUGGUCUGCUUAAAACUCCAUUUCGUCAGGCUGAACGAGUUCGUGUCUCUUUCCUUGCCCUGUCUCAAGACCAUGUACUUGGAAGACGUUGUUAUGCCUAGCGACGCGGCUGCGGAGGCGCUGAUCUCCUCCUCUCCUGUUCUUGAAGUCUUGAAAAUAAGCGUGAGCGUAGAUGAUGCUGUGGUGGCGUUACGCGUCUGCUCCAAGUCGCUAAAGAGCUUCGCUCUAAAAGGAGUGGAACGUUUCUACGUUCGUGGGCGUUAUUCAGUAUUGAUUGAUGCACCCAAACUCGAGCAUCUGAGUCUGAUGGAUUACUACCAUUUCAAAAGCUUUAAGAUAAUCAGUGCGGCUGACUCUUUCAAGGUUGAGAUUGAUGUCGAGUUUGUGCUGAUGAGAGGUUACUUGUCGGAAACGAAGAUGAUCUAUAAUCUUGUCAAGAGUUUUUCAGGUGUUGAAGAUAUGACCAUAUCAUGGACAUCUCUCAAGUUUAUAUAUAGUAGUUUCCAUCAAAUGAAACGACCUCCCAAGUUUCAUGACUUGACUGUUUUGCGUGCCACCAUGUGCUUAUACGCAUCCCCUAAACUAUUGCCAGUCGUUCUUGAGAGCUGCCCCAAUCUUAAACACUUGACACUGGAAUUGGUUAUUGAUGAUUCUACGGAUCCAGUGAGUAUUAGAAUCUCCACCGUGCUGCCUAGUUGUUUGGUGUCGUCUCUCGAAUCUGUUGAAAUUGAAAGCCCGGUCACGGAGAAAGCUAUAGAACUGAAGCUGGCUAGAUACUUUAUGAAGAACUCGACUACACUCAAGAAGCUCGUGCUGCGUUUGAAUGAUUGUACACUCGAACCUUGUGUCUUGGAACAACUCGUGGAAAAAUCAAGGCGCUAUGGUUUGUCUCAGUUCGAAGUUAUUCCAGUGGUUCCAACUCCGAAUCCAUGGCCUGAGGGGUAUGUUUAUGAAAAAUCACGUAGGUGA
Messenger RNA from Raphanus sativus (radish), 1425 nucleotides. RefSeq names its product F-box/FBD/LRR-repeat protein At5g18770-like. Gene Ontology annotation, molecular function: protein binding. The coding region runs from base 1 to 1425 and encodes 474 amino acids. The transcript is spliced from 4 exons. Lineage: Eukaryota; Viridiplantae; Streptophyta; Magnoliopsida; Brassicales; Brassicaceae. The record is from RefSeq and is a predicted model, not a curated record.